ACCAGCGUCGAGAUUGGCGAAAGUGUGAGGGGGAAGAUGUGUACAUCAUCCAGAGUGGCUGCGGAGAAGUCAACGACAACCUGAUGGAACUCCUCAUCAUGAUCAACGCCUGCAAGAUGGCGUCAUCCUCCAGGGUGACCGCCGUGAUCCCGUGCUUCCCGUACGCCCGCCAAGACAAAACGGACAAGGGUCGUGCUCCGAUUUCGGUGAAACUUGUGGCCAAUAUGCUCUCGGUCGCUGGGGCGGAUCACAUCAUCACCCUGGACCUGCAUGCCUCUCAGAUCCAAGGGUUCUUUGAUAUCCCCGUGGAUAACUUGUACGCGGAGCCCGCGGCCCUGCAGUGGAUUCGGGAGAACAUCACCGAGUGGAGAAACUGCAUCACUGUUUCACCUGACGCCGGGGGCGCCAAAAGGGUCACGUCAAUCGCAAACAGGCUGAAUGUGGAAUUUGCCUUGAUUCACAAGGAGAGGAAGAAGGCAAAGGAAGUGGACCGGAUGGUGCUGGUGGGCGAUGUGAAGGACCGCGUGGCCAUCCUUGUGGAUGACAUGGCCGACACAUGUGGCACCAUCUGCCAUGCUGCGGACAAGCUACUCUCGGCUGGAGCCACCAAAGUUUAUGCUAUCCUUACCCAUGGGAUCUUCUCUGGGCCAGCUAUUUCCAGAAUAAAUAAUGCCGCCUUUGAGGCUGUUGUUGUGAUAAACACUGUCCCCCCAGAGGACAAAAUGAAACACUGCUCCAAUAUUCAGGUUAUUGACAUUUCGAUGAUCUUGGCAGAAGCGAUUCGAAGGACCCACAGUGGUGAAUCUGCGUCUUACCUGUUCAGCCACGUCCCACUGUAA
Messenger RNA from Physeter macrocephalus (sperm whale), 839 nucleotides. RefSeq names its product ribose-phosphate pyrophosphokinase 2-like. Lineage: Eukaryota; Metazoa; Chordata; Mammalia; Artiodactyla; Physeteridae. The coding region runs from base 84 to 839 and encodes 251 amino acids. Gene Ontology annotation, biological process: ribonucleoside monophosphate biosynthetic process; 5-phosphoribose 1-diphosphate biosynthetic process; purine nucleotide biosynthetic process. The record is from RefSeq and is a predicted model, not a curated record. Gene Ontology annotation, cellular component: ribose phosphate diphosphokinase complex; cytoplasm. The transcript has a single exon. Gene Ontology annotation, molecular function: ribose phosphate diphosphokinase activity; ATP binding; magnesium ion binding.